Molecule: messenger RNA, 1116 nt
Organism: Oppia nitens
Lineage: Eukaryota; Metazoa; Arthropoda; Arachnida; Sarcoptiformes; Oppiidae
Exons: 3
Coding region: 39-881 (280 amino acids)
Source: RefSeq, a predicted model, not a curated record
UUUUAAAGUGAUUACAAUUUUAUUAAUUGGUUUCAGUAAUGAAUGCUUAUUAUAAAAUCAAAUCAAUGCAAACACAAAGACAUUCAGUGAAUGCACUGAAGAUCUAUCGGAAGGAGAUCUGCAAAGAUCUUAUUGUCGACUAUAUUAUCGACCACUUUGUCGACACCAAUGUGUUUACCGCAGAGGAAGCCGAUGAUAUACGACAAACUGGUCAAGAGAUCGGUAAUGUUAAUGACGUGAUGGUCAGGAAUGAGAUUCUUGAACUACAAAACAACACAUUUAUGAAUGAAUUGAUUAAAAAGUUGGAGACCACCAAAGACUUUGCGUUCAAUACAUUUAUGUAUAUAUUAUUCAAAGAUGACAAUUAUCCAUGGAUUGCGAAGAACUUAUUGGCAAUUGUUGAAGAACAGAAUAAGUCACAAGACUUGAUCCAGAAGAAGCAAAUGAACAAAGUAUUCAUGAGAUAUAUUGAAGAUAAACUUAAGACUACUGAUAAUAAAUAUAAAAAUAUGUGUCUUCUCAAGAGAAAAGCUAAAUUGGUGGCAAUGGAUCUGUUGGCACAAUAUCUUUCAUCGAUUGUUAUGUGGACCGGUCGUUGUCUGGCUGUUCCCAACUCUAUACCCGAUAAGCAUAUCUUAUACGAUACUAAUGAUGGAUGUAUACGUAUUAUAACUAAAGACAGGAUUAUUAAAUGUUUCAAAUUUAUCAACAAAAAGAUAUCGGAAGCGCUCAUCACUGCCAGAAACAGUUAUGGUCUCUGGCCUAAUGUCCAACUAUAUGAAGAACAGCCAAAUGAUACAAUUACGAUGAAUUUUAGCGAUAUCUUCAGUAUUUUACUGAAUAACUCAAAGUCAACUCAAGGAUUAAUUGCGACACAUUGACCAGAAUCUACAAAGAAGAUGAGCCCGAAAAGUAUUCACUAUUCAAUGAAUUAUUGCAAAUCUUGAAUUAUUUUCCCGACAAGUUGUUCACCAAAAGUCCGGGAUUUGAUUCAUUUGGUCAUCAAUUGGAAAUAAAUCCAUCUUCAGUUCAAAUGCGGAAUCUAAGGAUUCCCGAAAUUUAUCCCAAGAAUGACAUUAGAUUCCGUCAAUGAAUGUAUAAUAUUAUAAAUUGUCA